Messenger RNA from Phyllostomus hastatus (greater spear-nosed bat), 4994 nucleotides. It is a transcript of the gene WDHD1, whose product is annotated as WD repeat and HMG-box DNA binding protein 1. Bases 169 to 3534 code for a protein of 1121 amino acids. The record is from RefSeq and is a predicted model, not a curated record. Gene Ontology annotation, cellular component: nuclear replication fork. The transcript has 27 exons. Gene Ontology annotation, molecular function: chromatin binding; protein binding. Gene Ontology annotation, biological process: DNA repair; DNA-templated DNA replication; mitotic cell cycle. Lineage: Eukaryota; Metazoa; Chordata; Mammalia; Chiroptera; Phyllostomidae.
GGAGGCGCAGGCAACUCGCUGGGUGAAGGAAAAGAUGCCUGCGACACGGAAGCCGAUGAGAUACGGACAUACAGAGGGACACACAGAUGUCUGUUUUGAUGAUUCUGGGAGAUUUACCUGUGUGUUAAAGUGAGAACUCUAUUCAUUGCACUUGGUACACAACUGAACAUGGUUAUGACAGAAGCUGGAAGUGCAAAGAAGAGUUGUAUUGUGACUUGUGGAAGUGAUGGUGAUGUGAGGAUUUGGGAAGACUUGGAUGAUGAUGAUCCUAAGUCCAUUAAUGUUGGAGAAAAGGCAUAUUCAUGUGCUUUGAAGAGUGGAAAGUUGGUCACUGCAGUAUCCAACAAUACUAUUCAAGUCCAUACAUUUCCUGAAGGAGAUCCAGAUGGUAUAUUGACACGCUUCACUACGAAUGCAAACCAUGUGGUCUUUAAUAGUGAUGGUACAAAAAUUGCUGCUGGGUCUGGUGACUUUCUAGUCAAAGUUGUAGAUGUGAUGGAUUGCAGCCAGCAGAAAACAUUUCGAGGACAUGAAGCCCCUGUGUUAAGUCUUUCCUUUGAUCCUAAGGACGUCUUUCUGGCAUCAGCUAGUUGUGAUGGAUCUGUCAGAGUGUGGCAAAUUUCAGAUCAGACAUGUGCUAUUAGUUGGCCACUGCUACAAAAGUCCAAUGAUGUGAUAAAUGCAAAAUCAAUCUGCAGACUUGCUUGGCAGCCAAAAAGUGGGAAGUUACUAGCAGUUCCUGUGGAAAAAUUGGUUAAGCUAUAUAGAAGAGAAACUUGGGGUAAUCAGUUUGAUCUUUCAGAUAAUUCCAUCUCUCAGACCCUCAAUAUAGUUACCUGGUCUCCUUGUGGGCAAUAUUUAGCUGCAGGGAGUAUUGAUGGUUUGAUUAUAGUUUGGAAUGUGGAAACUAAAGAUUGCAUGGAAAGGGUAAAACAUGAGAAAGGUUAUGCAAUUUGUGGCCUGGCCUGGCAUCCUACUUGUGGUCGAAUAGCAUAUACUGAUGCAGAAGGAAAUCUCGGGCUCCUGGAGAAUGUCUGUAACCCCGAUGGAAAGACCCCGAGCAGUAAGGUAUCUAGCAGAGUGGAAAAGGAUUACAAUGAUCUUUUUGAUGGAGAUGAUACAAGUAAUGCUGUUGAUCUAAAUGACGAUCCAGGUGAAGGCCCUUCUUUUUCAAGAGGAAUUAUGAAUGAUGAUGAGGAUGAUGACAUCAUGCUGGCUUCAGGUCGUCCAAGACAGCGAAGCCACUUCCUAGAAGAUGAUGAAAACUCAGUUGAUUUAACAAUGCUGAAAACUGGUUCUAGCCUUCUCAAAGAGAAGGAGGAAGAUGAUCAAGCAGACAGCAUUUACAAUUUACCGCUUGCAACGUCCCAGAGGCCAUCUUAUGAUGGGCCUAUGCCUACUCCCCGGCAAAAGCCAUUUCAGUCAGGUUCCACACCCUUGCAUCUCACUCACAGAUUCAUGGUGUGGAACUCUAUUGGAAUCAUUCGCUGCUAUAAUGAUGAGCAAGACAAUGCCAUAGAUGUGGAGUUCCAUGAUACCUCCAUAUACCAUGCGACGCACUUAUCAAACACUUUGAAUUAUACAAUAGCAGAUCUUUCCCAUGAAGCUGUUUUGUUCGCAUGUGAAAGCACUGAUGAACUAGCAAGCAAGCUUCACUGCCUACACUUUAGUUCUUGGGAUUCAAGCAAAGAGUGGGUAGUAGACAUGCCUCAGAAUGAAGACAUUGAAGCCAUAUGUCUUGGUCAGGGAUGGGCUGCUGCUGCCACUAGUACCUUGCUCCUUCGAUUGUUUUCUAUUGGAGGUGUUCAGAAAGAGAUCUUCAGUCUUCCUGGGCCUGUGGUGUCAAUGGCAGGACAUGGAGAACAGCUUUUCAUUGUUUAUCACAGAGGAACGGGAUUUGAUGGGGAUCAGUGCCUUGGAGUUUAUCUGCUAGAACUGGGGAAAAAGAAAAAACAAAUUUUGCGUGGUGAUCCUCUUCCUCUUACAAGGAAAUCCUACCUUGUGUGGGUUGGAUUUUCAGCUGAAGGUACCCCCUGUUUUGUGGAUUCAGAAGGCAUUGUUCGAAUGCUAAACAGAGGACUUGGUAAUAUAUGGACUCCCGUAUGUAAUACAAAAGAACACUGCAAAGGAAAAUCUGAUCACUACUGGGUGGUUGGUAUCCAUGAAAAUCCCCAGCAACUGAGGUGCAUUCCUUGUAAAGGCUCUCGGUUUCCUCCCACCCUUCCGCGCCCCGCUGUAGCUAUAUUAUCCUUUAAGCUUCCUUACUGUCAGAUUGCAACAGAGAAGGGACAGAUGGAGGAACAGUUUUGGCGUUCAGUCAUGUUUCACAACCACCUUGAUUAUUUAGCUAAAAAUGGUUAUGAAUAUGAAGAGAGCACUAAAAAUCAAGCAAUGAGAGAACAAUAUGAACUUUUAUUGAAAAUGUUUGCACUUUCCUGUAAACUGGAGCGGGAAUUUCGUUGUGUGGAACUUGCAGAUCUGAUGGCUCAACAUGUUGUGAAUUUAGCCAUUAAAUAUGCUACUCGUUCUGGGAAACUAAUGUUGGCCCAAAGACUUAGUGAACUGGCUGCAGAGAAGGCAGCAGAAUUGGCAGCAACCCAGGAAGAAGAGGAGGAAGAGGAAGAAGAUGAUUUCAGACAAAAGCUGAAUGCUGGUUACAGUAAGACUCCUACAGAGUGGAGCCGGUCAAGGCUCAGAAAUGAGGUUGAAGAAGCCGCGGAAGACACUGGAGAAGUAGAUGAUAUUGAAGAACCUGAUGAUACAGAAGAAAAAUCAGAAAUACCUAAGCAGGGACAGAACCCAUUUUCCAAAAGUGCAAAUUCCUCUGAUGUGCCAUUUGUUAAGCCAGGUGCAGCUACCUCUGGCAGCCAAGGACGAGUAAACCCCUUCAAGGUAUCGGCCAGUUCCAAAGAGCCAGCCAUUUCAGUGAGUUCAGGACGUUCUGCUAACAUUUUAGACAGUAUGAACAAAUCAUACAAGAAAUCUCCUGCACUUAAUCGAGCUACAAAUAAUGAAAAGUCUCCAGUAAUAAAGCCUCUCGUUCCAAAGCCAAAGUCUAAGCAGGCAUCUGCAGCAUCCUAUUUCCAGAAAAGAACUUCCGAAGCUGAUAAGACUGAGGAAGUGAAAGAAGAAAGCCCUGGAAAUUCAUUAUCUGAAACUCCAGCCACAUGUCCUCAAAACACUGAAAACCAAAGGCCAAAGACUGGGUUCCAGAUGUGGCUGGAAGAAAACAGAAGUAGUAUUUUGUCUGACAAUCCUGACUUCUCAGAUGAAGCAGACAUAAUAAAAGAAGGAAUGCUUCGAUUUAGAGUAUUGUCCGCUGAAGAAAGGAAGGCAUGGGCCACCAAGGCCAAAGGAGGGACUGCAAGUGAUGGAACUGAAGCAAAGAAGCGGAAACACGAAGAUAAUGAAAAUCAAGAAACUGAACACCAGGAAAAAAAAGCAAAGGAGAAUCUGAAUUUGCCUAAAAAGCAGAAACCUUUAGAUCUUUCUACAAAUCAGAAACUGUCAGCUUUUGCAUUUAAGCAGGAAUAGAGUAAGGAAGUAGCCUUAGGAAACUAAUGGCUUUUUUUUUUUUAACUGUCUUUGAUGAAUCUGGACUUUUAAAAAAAUCUUUAGAAAACACUAUAUAUUUUUUAAAAGAGUUUAAAGACAGUUGUUUGUCUUUGUAAGGUAGUGUAGUAAUUAUACUGGCGUAGUAGCUCUAGGAAUAUAUAAAAACAGUCAUUUCUGCAGAUUCCAUGGGAAGCCAGUUUGAUUUUGUUUUUUACCUUCAAAACCGUUAAAAGCCAAGGUACUUCUGCCUCCGCGCAUUGAAGUGCCUUGUAGGGAAUUCUUCUGUUGGGUUAUGUCAUGUGCUGGAGGGAACCGCAGUAGUUCUCUUCCCAAGUGUGUCCCACACACUGCUCUCUCUCCAUACCGGACCCAGGGGCCAUGUUUUGUAAUAUGGGCCCUAAACAUGUACAUAAUUUUGUAGAUGAGACUUUUGCUUUUGUUCUGGAAAUUUCUUCAUAGAUGGCUUUUAAUUCUCUGCAUAGCUUAGUUUUUAGUUUUUAAAAAAUAAAUAAAACUUUCACAUUUCUGUAUAUAGCUCGAUACAUUGUAUUUCCACGAGAUAGAAAUAUUUCUAAAAAUACAUUUUAUAUUUAUUACCAUAAUUUCCUCCACCAUCCCUACCCUGCUGUACAUUAUCCACACACACAGAAGAGAAGAACUGAAGACAGUGUAUUGGUAGUAUGCAGCCCAGGGCAUAAAUAAUGUGCUCCUGGUAAGGUACUCUGGUUACCAGCAUUAGCAGUACUUUUCUGGCCAGCCUUUGAAGAGAAUAAAGAAUUAGGGAAAAUGUUUACUUUUUUUUUUUUUUUUUUUUUUUAGAAACAAGAUUUAAUUUUUUUUUUAUUUUUUAAUUUUGAGGAACAAGACUUAUUCCAUACUUUUUUGAUUACUAUUCUAAAUUGAGCUUAGUACAAAUGCAGCCACUUAGUGAGGGCAAGGUACGGGGGUGGGGGUAGGUAGAUAAUCGUAAAAUAAAAUGAAGUUGGAAGGUUGGAAGGAAAACUUGGAAAUCAAGUUUAUAGUUUGGAAGGAAAAAAAUAUGUUAAAAGUUUAGAUGUAUAGGAGCCAAAGGAUAUUCCUUAUCUCACAAUGAUUAAGGCUAUAAAGGAAUACAUUUCUGAUUUUUUAAUUAGUGUUUAGUAUUGAGAGACAUUAUAGCAUAGUGGUUAAGAACACAGAUUUCCAUACCAGACUGCCCACGUUUGAAAACCCACUGCAGUACCUACCAGCUGAAUAACCUUGGGUAAUUUCUGCCUUUAACUCAUCUGUAAGAUGGGUAUAAAUAAUAGUAUCUACUGCAUAGAGUUGUUGUGAGAAUUAAAUGAGACAAACGCACUGAGUUCCUAGCACAUAGUGAUGUUUAGUAUAAAUGUCAGCUAUUAUAGUACUACUGGGUAUUUUACCUUGAUUUGUCAUUCAGUUUGAUCAUGAGCACGAAU